AUGCCAGAACAGCUCAGCCAGGAGUCAGAGGCAAAGAGAGUUAAGCUGGAAGACUACCACGAGACGGCACAUUCCAUCCCAGUUGCCAAUCGUGACAUCAAUGGCUAUCAGUUGCCUGGCCACCAGAGCAACUCGUUCCAUACUAAGAUGACCUCCUCUCAAGUGGACAAUGAACCUUCAACCUUCAUCAAGGAGUUGGAGGACAUGGACAACGAAGCCACGUCCAAGAGUGAGGAAAUCCAAAUUCAGAACUGGUCUAGACCCGAAUUGCCAAAAUUUGAUCCAAAGAAAGAUGACAUUAUAUUUCAGCAGUUGGAUGCUGAGGAGAUAUCUCAUGUAAAUGGGCACUCUUCAGCAAGAUUUUUUGGUGUCACGGACGCGGGUAACACGGUGCUCUGUAAUGUCACUGGUUUUGACCAUUAUUUCUAUGUUGGCAUGCCCAAGGCUCUCAAGGAGUCUGAUCUACCGGGGUUCACCAACUACUUGAAAGAUGAAUACGUUGGGGUCAACACGAUUGAAAUUUCCUUCAAAGAGUCAAUUUGGGGUUACAACAAUAAUACAAAGCUACCUUUCUUGAAGAUCAUAAUGAGUAACUCCCGAUUGAUCUCCAGAGUGAGAACUGGGUUUGAGAAUGGUAGUAUUCAAUACAACGAUGCGUUCCCUCCCAACGGGUCCAUCACAUUUGAUAAUAUUCAGUACCUUUUGAGAAUGAUGGUGGACACAAAAGUCAGCGGUAUGUGCUGGAUCAAGUUGCAAGCUUCAAAAUAUACUCUGGUUCCACCUUCUCAACAGGUAUCAACUUGCCAAUUAGAGCUUUCUGUUGACUACAGAGAUCUUGUUUCACUACCCAUAGAAGGAGAGUUCAGUAAGAUUGCGCCAUUACGAAUUUUGUCCUUUGAUAUUGAGUGCGCUGGACGCAAAGGUAUUUUCCCAGAGCCAGAGCAUGACCCGGUCAUUCAGAUUGCUAAUGUCGUUUCUCGCACAGGUGAAUCUACUCCAUUCGUAAGAAACGUAUUCACAGUCAAUUCAUGUGCCCCGAUUGUGGGCUCUCAAAUAUUUUCUUUUGAAAAAGAGGAGGAAUUGCUUCGAAAAUGGAGGGACUUUAUUAUCAAAGUUGACCCAGAUGUCAUCAUCGGUUACAACAUCGCCAACUUUGAUUUCCCAUAUUUGAUAAAUAGAGCUGCUACAUUAAAAGUCCAAGAUUUUCCAUUUUUCAGUCGUGUUAAGACCUCAAAGCAAGAAAUCAAAGACUCAACAUUCAGUUCCAAAGCAUAUGGAACGAGAGAAAAUAAAGUCGUCAACAUUGAUGGAAGGAUGCAACUAGAUUUGCUUCAAUUUAUACAAAGAGAGUACAAGCUGAGAUCGUAUACCCUGAAUUCUGUCUCUUCACACUUUUUGGGCGAACAAAAAGAAGAUGUUCAACAUUCCAUCAUUACAGAUUUACAGAACGGGGACGCGGAAACCAGAAGGAGGUUGGCAGUUUAUUGUUUGAAAGAUGCGUAUCUUCCUUUACGACUGGCUGAGAAGUUGAUGUGUUUGGUCAAUUAUACCGAGAUGGCUAGAGUCACAGGAGUUCCUUUCUCAUUCUUGCUUAGUAGAGGUCAGCAAAUCAAGGUCAUUUCUCAACUGUUCCGUAAAUGCUUAGAAUUAGAUAUCGUCAUUCCAAACAUGAAGAGCGAUUCGGUCAAUGAAGAGUACGAAGGUGCUACAGUCAUUGAUCCUGUUCGUGGUUACUACGAUGUUCCAGUCGCAACUUUGGAUUUUGCUUCUCUGUAUCCCUCCAUCAUGAUGGCCCAUAACUUGUGUUACACAACGUUACUGAAUAAACCAACAAUAGACCGGCUGGGUCUUGUCAAAGAUAAGGAUUACAUUUUAACACCCAACGGAGACUUUUUUGUCAAAGAGGAUCUAAGAAAAGGUAUUUUGCCAACAAUUUUGCAAGAACUUUUAGCUGCUAGAAAGAAGGCCAAAUAUGACCUGAAAACAGAGACUGAUCCGUUCAAGAAACAGGUCCUUAAUGGUAGACAACUUGCUUUGAAGAUUUCGGCAAACUCUGUCUAUGGUUUCACUGGUGCUACUAUUGGUAAACUGCCUUGUUUAGCUAUCUCAUCCUCUGUGACCGCGUUUGGUAGAGAAAUGAUUGAAGCCACCAAGCAAGCUGUUCAAGAAAGAUACACCAUUAAAAAUGGUUACGAUCAUGAUGCCCAGGUAAUCUAUGGUGAUACUGACUCCGUCAUGGUGAAGUUUGGUGAAAAUGAUCUUAGAAAAUGCAUGAAGCUUGGAGAGGAAGCUGCAGCUUUUGUGUCAACCAUCUUCAAGAACCCGAUUAAACUAGAAUUUGAAAAGGUAUACUUCCCGUACCUACUGAUCAAUAAGAAGAGGUAUGCUGGGCUUUACUGGACAAAUCCUGACAAAUAUGACAAGAUGGACACCAAAGGUAUAGAAACUGUGCGAAGAGACAAUUGCAGAUUGGUUCAGAACGUUAUUACCAAAGUUUUAGAGUACAUGCUGGAACUACGAGACGUCGAAGGUGCCGAAAACUUUGUCAAGCAAACUAUCGCCGACCUUUUGCAAGAUAGAGUAGAUUUAUCUCAACUAGUGAUUACAAAAGCUCUUUCAAGACAAGACUAUGCAGGAAAGCAAGCACAUGUUGAGCUGGCAGAACGAAUGCGCAAGAGAGAUGCUGGUUCAGCUCCAACGCUAGGUGACAGAGUGGCCUACGUCAUUAUAAAAACCAGCAGCACUAAGAAUUAUGAGAAAUCUGAAGAUCCCCUAUAUGUCCUGGAGCAUUCGUUACCUAUUGACACUAACUAUUACCUCGAGAACCAGUUGGCCAAACCGUUGACCAGAAUCUUUGAACCUAUUUUAGGAGAACGACGAGCUAAGGCAUUGUUGAGUGGAUCACACACCCGAACUGUCUUUGUCGCAGCUCCAAAGACUGGUGGCCUUAUGAGGUUUGCAAAAAAGACCAAUACUUGCAAGAAUUGUAAAAGUCCGUUAACAAAGUCCAAUUGCAAAUCCCCCAAUGGAAAUGCUGCGCUGUGUAACAACUGCAUGGAUAAAGCUGGAAGCCUAUAUGGAGAAGCGCUGUCACUGAUGAACUCUUUGGAAACCAAAUUCAGUAAGUUAUGGACCGAAUGUCAACGUUGUCAAGGUUCACUCCAUCAAGAAGUGCUUUGUUCAAAUAAUGAUUGCCCUAUAUUCUACAUGAGAACGAAGGCCAAAAAGGAUAUCAUACAUCAGGCAGAGGAGUUAGAAAGGUGGAAUGAUAUGGUGUGGUAA
This is a messenger RNA of Komagataella phaffii GS115, 3282 nucleotides long. Its product is annotated as Catalytic subunit of DNA polymerase delta. The transcript has a single exon. Gene Ontology annotation, molecular function: nucleotide binding; 3'-5'-DNA exonuclease activity; DNA-directed DNA polymerase activity. The record is from RefSeq and is a predicted model, not a curated record. Gene Ontology annotation, biological process: base-excision repair, gap-filling; DNA replication proofreading; nucleotide-excision repair, DNA gap filling. NCBI's taxonomy places the organism in Eukaryota, Fungi, Ascomycota, Pichiomycetes, Pichiales, Pichiaceae. Bases 1 to 3282 code for a protein of 1093 amino acids. Gene Ontology annotation, cellular component: delta DNA polymerase complex.